AUGUCGUUCCUGGAGAGCGGGCGGCCGCGGAGGCGCGGGGCCGUCGUGGCCAUCCCCUCCUGGGGGGCGCGCGCGGGCCCCGGCGCGGGCGCCGACGGCCGGCAGGGGGCGCGCGCGGGCCCCGGCGCAUGCGCCGAGGGCGGGCGGCGGGCGGCCUGGCGGCCGUGGCCGCUGCGCCUUCUGGCCGUGGCCUGCGCCCUCCUCUUCGUCGCCCUCCUCGCCUUCCUCCUGGCCAUCGUCUACCUCGUCGUGCAAGAGUUGCGGGCUGAAAAGUCAAAGACCGAAGAUGGUAUGGAGACCGGUUUAUUAGGGUUCUGGACUCUACUUGUCAUAUCAUUGACGGCAGGAUUCUCAUGUUGCAGCUUUUCAUGGACAGUGACUUAUUUUGAUUCUUUUGAACCGGGCAUGUUUCCUCCCACUCCUCUUUCACCGGCACGAUUCAAGAGACUGACCGGUCAUUCUUUCCACAUGGGCUAUAGCAUGGCGAUCCUGAAUGGCAUUGUGGCCGCUGUCACCGUCGCCUGGUCCCUCACGUGAAUCAACACUGGGUCAAUCCUGCGGCCAAAGCAUCUUCUGCAGAACGCACAUAAUCGACUACAACUUUUUAUAACACUGAAGACUGCCCUCUUCAGCUUAAGGGCCACGAGGUCUGCAGAGGCUGAGAUUUAUAGCCGCGUUCUGGGUUCUUUUUGCUUUCUUAGGUGCCGUUUUGAGAAGUUUAACCUUGUCUGUGUAUAUUAUGUAGGUAGUUCUCUGAGUGUCGUUUCUUGAAUCUUCAUAUUUGGAUUUAAGAUCUGACUUGGAAAGACACCCCCUAAAUGUGGGAGUGAUGUUGCAGUUAGUUGAGCAAGUGCUGGUAACAUAAAUAGGAAAAGUUUUCUCAGCAGCACACUAUUUUAGCAAAGAAAACAAUACCUCCUACUUCUACGUUUUUAAAUUUAAAUGAAAUUGGUAGAAAAGUGACCAGUAGUCAGAAUGACUUAGGAAAUUCACUCACUGAGCACGAGCUGUAUUUAUAGAAAUGUUUUUCUCCACUGUUUUGUUUCUCUGUAAUGUUUUUUCACUCUAUUUUCAUACUUUCUAGGGUGUUUGGAAUAGUGCUCUUCUUAAAUAGCUGCCAAUUUAGGGUUUUGCAAGCAAAAAAUUCAUUUCAGAAUUUAGUAACUGGUUCAACUUGAAUAUUCUCACUUUUUAUUAAGGCUUGGGUGUUUUAAAUGUCAUUUUUUAAUCCCACCGUCUGACCUUAAGUUUUUUUGUGCAUUUUUACUAGUGAAAGGAACCUGAGUUCCUUCUAAUACAUGAGUCGGGAACAAAAAAAAGGGAAGCGGCAUACACAGGUUGAGGCUGUCCAAGGCAAAAUGUGUAUCUGUCUGAAAGAGAAUUGCAGAUCCCCAUUACUGUCAUCAAUAAAAAUGAAAACCACCUCAUUUUUAACUCCCUGAAAUGGGAAUUUGGAACAGGGGCUUUCUGUGGCAAGUGGAUGAGAACAUCUGGACCCCUUUGGCUUGGAUAUAAGAUCGCAUCCUAAUUGCCCGAGGAGCCGGCCUCAUUAUUUUUUGGUUCACCUCGAAAAAUUUGAAGGAUCUGCCACUUUUGAUCUCCGUCGGCCAACGCCAUCUGGGAAUAGAAGAAUCGAUCACAUUUUCUGAGCUCUCAGUGUGUACUGAGUGCUUGGGAGAGUGCAAUUGAUAUCAAAGAUGGUAGACCUGUUCCCUGCCCACAAAGAACUUACAAUCUAGAGUAGGGGGAACCAUGAGGAGGUUUAUUAAACAAAACAUCGCUCUCUGAAACCCUGUUUUGUUUUGUUUUUGCACCAAGGUAAGAAACAAAAAUGAUAGGAGUUCCAACAGGUAGCCAUCCCAGCCUCCUUCCUUUCCUAUGGGGAGUCAGGUCUGAAAUUGCUCUUCAUCUCCACCCUGUCACAUCUUAAAGCCACCUAGGACAGGGCAGGAGCAGCGAAGACCAUAUCAAAAACCCGAAAUGCGGCGAUAGCUAGGUCCACGUGCUGGUUAUCCUGGGAUGGUUUUUGACUGAAGCAGUUCCGCCUGACAUAAGACGUAACUCUCCCCUCUUAACCGAGCAGUGCCUGAGCGAUGCUCAUCUCCAGAAUGAAAAGGGGCCAGGAUAGGCAUGCUACUGCAUUGUCAUGGAAAAAAUGGGCAAGUUUGCUAAAGACUCUCCCUCUGGGACACACACCCAUUCGUGGAUACAGUCUCACUGUCAACUGCGUCACCUUUGAAUCGAAGCACAACUCUAUAUAGCUUGUCACCGUAGGUUACGUUUGGGCAGAUUUGUACAAAAAUGGAUUUUUUGCAAUGGAAAAAUUCUCUCAGAGGAUAUAUUUACCUUCUUGCCAUGUUAGCCACUGUGAUAGAAGUAAGGGAGAGAGCAAAACUGGAGUUGAAAAUAAUUUAAAAUGUAUUUAAUAUUGGUAAAUUUUCAGCCAUGGCCUAUUUCUACUUCAGUUCUAAAUGUAUGUAUGUUUAAUUCAAGUCCUUUUGUGGUAUUUAUUAUAAACUUGGAACAUUCGUGCAUAUUAACGUUACCGUUGUUUCUAUUUUAAACACAGAUUGAAGCCGAAAGUGAUAAUAAACUGUUUGAUAUUUA
Ornithorhynchus anatinus (platypus) is the source of this 2607-nucleotide messenger RNA. RefSeq names its product ADP ribosylation factor like GTPase 6 interacting protein 6 (gene ARL6IP6). The record is from RefSeq and is a predicted model, not a curated record. The transcript is spliced from 5 exons. Bases 1 to 537 code for a protein of 178 amino acids. Lineage: Eukaryota; Metazoa; Chordata; Mammalia; Monotremata; Ornithorhynchidae.